GAAAAAGUCGAUUUCAGUUUUGUGAUUUUAUUGCCGUUCGACUGCGAGUAUUCAUUGGCGGAACCUCUGUUUCUUCCGUGUUCUUCAUCUCUUCUCAAGUCUACAAGAAAUGAGCUUACUCUUGAGAAGGCAGUCAGGAAUUAAAGCCCUUAUUCUCAAAAUCCCAAAAAACCCAUUUUCAGGAACGCACCUAAAACCCUCCCAGAACCCUCUUGCAGUCUUGAGUUCCCUAAAAAGGGUUCAUUUAUUUAAGUACUUUUCGACCCAGGCUAAGAAGUUCCCUGAGUAUGAAAUGCCCUCUGUUACAUGGGGUGUAAUCCAGGGAAGAAAGGAGAAACUUGUGUCAAGGGUCAUAAUUUGUGAUUAUUUGAAGGGUAUUGGUAUUGUCCCUGAUGAAUUGGAAGAAUUAGAACUGCCUUCCACAGUUGAGGUUAUGCGAGAGCGGGUCGAGUUUCUGCAGAAGAUAGGAUUGACGGUUGAUGAUAUUAACGAGUAUCCGCUGAUGCUUGGUUGCAGUGUGAGGAAAAAUAUAAUCCCUGUGUUGGGGUAUUUAGAAAAGAUUGGGAUCCAAAGGUCCAAGCUCGCUGAGUUUAUUAAGAAGUAUCCGCAGUGCCUUCAUGCCAGUGUGGUCGUAGAGCUCGUCCCGGUUAUUAAGUUCUUGAGGGGGCUUGAUGUUGAGAAGCUUGAUCUUGGGUAUGUAUUGAUGAAGUACCCGGAAUUGCUUGGAUUCAAGCUUGAGGGAACAAUGAGUACGUCAGUGGCUUACUUGGUAAGCAUUGGGGUCCAUCCAAGGGACAUUGGGCCUAUGGUCACACAGUAUCCAUACCUUUUAGGUAUGAGGGUUGGGACCAUGAUCAAACCGCUUGUGGAUUAUUUGGUUUCUUUAGGGUUACCAAAACAUAUCAUCGCGAGAAUAUUUGAAAAGCGUCCUUAUAUACUCGGAUAUGAUCUGGAGGAGACUGUGAAACCAAAUGUGGAGUGUUUGAUUAGCUUUGGAAUUAGGAAGGAAGCACUUGCUUCAGUAAUUGCACAGUAUCCUCAAAUCCUGGGACUACCUCUAAAGGCUAAAUUGUCAUCACAGCAGUAUUUCUUUAAUCUGAAGCUCAAGGUUGAUCCGGAUGGUUUUGCUGGUGUCAUUGAGAAAAUGCCUCAGAUUGUGAGUCUUAAUCAACAUGUGAUCAUGAAACCUGUUGACUUUCUUCUUGGUCGAGGUAUUUCUGCAGAAGAUGUGGCAAAAAUGAUUGUAAAGUGCCCUCAGUUAGUUGCUUUACAAGUCGCACUCAUGAAAAAUAGCUUCUAUUUUUUCAAGAGCGAAAUUAAUAGGCCAAUUCAAGAGCUCAUUGAGUUUCCAGAUUACUUUACUUAUAGUUUGGAGUCAAGGAUCAAACCUAGGUACCAUAGAUUACAAAGCAAAGGGAUAAAAUCUUCCUUAGCAUGGUUUCUCAACUGUAGUGACCAAAGAUUCGAAGAAAGACUGCAUGGUCAUUACAUAGAGGCGGAAACUAGAGGUCCAGCAUUUUGUAUGGGAGGGAAGUUGGAGCUGCCUGGAAAUGAGAUGGUAUCUGAGGAGGAGGAUGAGAGUGAUGAUGAAAUACUUUAUAGACGUACUGUUUCUCUAUAGAAAAGUGAGUUUUUCCCAUGUUUAUUUUUUCACAAACGUAGCUCUGGUCAAGGUUUGAUACCAGUUAAUGAUAUUUGAUUUCGGUAUCAUUCUCAUCUUUAUCUUCGUUACGUAAAGCUUAGAUUUUUGUGGUUUUGAUUUUUUAAAUUGAUUAGGAAUUUUUAUUAUGGCAUCUAUAAGUAAAUAUCAUUAUACAUGAGAUACUUCUUACACACGUAUAAAACAGUUUUAGGCUUAGAAAAUCUG
Oldenlandia corymbosa var. corymbosa is the source of this 1867-nucleotide messenger RNA. The record is from the annotation of a GenBank genome assembly. NCBI's taxonomy places the organism in Eukaryota, Viridiplantae, Streptophyta, Magnoliopsida, Gentianales, Rubiaceae.